Molecule: messenger RNA, 963 nt
Organism: Eremomyces bilateralis CBS 781.70
Lineage: Eukaryota; Fungi; Ascomycota; Dothideomycetes; Eremomycetales; Eremomycetaceae
Product: NAD(P)-binding protein
Exons: 3
Coding region: 1-963 (320 amino acids)
Source: RefSeq, a predicted model, not a curated record
AUGAGUAAAAUUAUUGCGGUCACGGGUGCUACUGGCGCCCAGGGACGUGGUGUUGUUAAUAUUAUGAAGGGGACGGCGGGAUGGACAGUUAGGGCUAUCACGAGAAAUCCUGAAAGCGACAAGGCCAAGAAGCUGGCUUCAGAAGGCAUCGAGGUUGUACAGGCUAGCUUCGACGACGAAGCCUCCCUUGUCACCGCGUUCCAGGGAGUUCAUGCCGUCUUCGCUGUGACAAACUGGUGGGAGCACCUAUUCAUGGGUAAAUCGCAGGACGAGGCGGGAGCUCUGGAGGAGGAGCAGGGCAUGACGAUUGCUCGCGGCGCUGCUCAAACGCCGACCCUGGAGCAUUACAUCUGGUCCACCCUACCUAGCGGCAAGGCUGACUUCCCUGGCAAGCUUGUCACUCCGCACAUGGACUACAAGGCUGCUGUGGAUGCCCGGAUCAAGUCUGAGCUGCCCAAGCUGGCGAGCAAGACGACGUAUCUGUACCUCGGUUUCUAUCCGCAGAACUUCUUCACUUACCCCUCCAUCAAGCCUGUCCAAUAUCCCCCUGGAUCUGGAACAUACGUGCAGAUUCAACCCAGCAGGCCGGAUGCCAAAGUGCUUUUGGCCGGUGACCUGGACGUGAACCCAGGCAUCUGGGUUCGUCAAAUUCUUGCCAAGGGCCCCAUCACAUUCGGCAAGUACACCAACGUGGCUCUGGAAAAGUGGUCCUUAGAGCACAUGCUGGAAGUAUGGUCAGAGGUGACAGGCAAGAAGGGCAUCUUCAUCCCCUGCACACUCGAGAUCUUUGCCGCACUACAUGGCACUGCCGGCUACGAGUUGGGCUUACAACUCAAAUACGGCGAGCUGUGUGACCCUUGGGCAGUGAAAGAUAACUUCAUAGAUGCGAAGGAGCUCGAUAUAGACCCCAGCGAGGUGGUUGGCUUCAGAGGUGUCAUGGAGAAGCUCAAGCACUUGGCUUAG